This is a messenger RNA of Epinephelus moara (kelp grouper), 8565 nucleotides long. It is a transcript of the gene alk, whose product is annotated as ALK receptor tyrosine kinase. Gene Ontology annotation, molecular function: ATP binding; protein binding; transmembrane receptor protein tyrosine kinase activity. Lineage: Eukaryota; Metazoa; Chordata; Actinopteri; Perciformes; Serranidae. The record is from RefSeq and is a predicted model, not a curated record. Gene Ontology annotation, biological process: regulation of neuron differentiation; protein phosphorylation; positive regulation of kinase activity. The transcript has 29 exons. The coding region runs from base 1136 to 6475 and encodes 1779 amino acids. Gene Ontology annotation, cellular component: membrane; signaling receptor complex.
UAAGGAAGUAGUACGUGUGGUAAAUGAACUGGCAAGAUGACACGAGAGCUCCCUGAUGUUCUGAGGACAUAUUGGCCUCUGCACAUAACACAUAAAAAAGCCAAAUGGGCUCCAACCCAAACGGCCUCCCUCUGAAACUAUUUGAUUUGCACACAACCGGGAGAGUGGGGCUAAUCCAAUCCAAUUUCCGGACACACAAUGGCUUGGUGAUUCAUUGAAAAAAAAUCACGAGAGACAAACUGUGAAGCUGUGCUGCUGUACCUCCUGGCAUUUCUAAUUUCAAUAAAGACACAGGCACCAUCACGGCUGCGCUGAGGGCGCUUCAGACGCGUCCGGAACGGCGGAGGCUCCUGCGCUGACUGCUGAGGGGCUUUCUCGCAAGGGACUCAGAGACAAACGGCUUAUAUUGACGUCAAAUGGAUGUGUGAGGGACUUUACCGCAUGUGCUGGCAUGACAGAAGCGAUCGGAGCUGCCACUUCUGACCAAAAGAGCACCGAAAUCCUCAGCAGAUAAUUAACCCGGGAGACUGUCGUCGGGCUUUUCACUUAGCCCACACUGCAAGAUUUUAUUUUAAACUUUUAUCGAUGCUCGGCGUCUCCAAACUCGCUGUGAAUUCCUGAUUUAGUUGUGAGGGGAGAGAGCGCGACGCUGCACCCCGCUGCUGACAGAGAGACCACUUGUACCGCCGUCACAACUGUGCCAAGAGACAGGGAGUCUUUCAAAGCCACCGGAGCGGACCCGACCGGCAUAUCAAUCAGCGUCCCGAGGAGCCGCUCGCUUGGUUCGCACCAGCGAUAAAAGGCAUUGUCUUAAAGGUGCGUGUGUGUGUCUGCGUGUGUGCGCGUGUGGGGAAUACAGGGGGGGACAUGGCACUUUUUCCGUUUGAAGAGGGGAGGACAGCAACAGUCAGCGGGAAACAAAUGUAACAAAAAAAAAAAAAAAAAAAAAAAAAAAAAGCCAGUUCCCUCCGUCUUGCCACGGGUGCGCACCGGCGAAGAGGCGCAGGACCCGCAGGAUCAUCGAUUUGCACUUUGUGAUCUUGCGCUGCGUAUGUGACAAGAGCAGAGAGAGGAAGCGGUGAACGGUGGGAUUAAGGGGCGCUUCUCCUAAACGAAAGACUCCAAUUAUUUAACCAUGAACGCCAGGAUAUUGUUUUUGCUUGUUUGUUCUGCGGCAUUUUUCGCUGGUCUGCAGUGCGCCUCGCCGAGGACCACAGCGGGGAUGGAUCUCCCCACCGCCGGCUUCAGCAACAUCAAUAGCAGCGGCGGUGGUGGCGGCGGCACCAGCGGGGAAACCGGCGGCAAAAGAGACUUGAACCAAACCAUAAACUCCAGGCUCAAGAGGAAAACCCUGGCUGUGGAUUUUGCGGUCCCUUCUCUGUUGCGCUAUUACCUGGCGGAGUUCAUAAAGAGACCCCUGAACGGCGACUGCCAGACUUUUAGCGGAUGUUACAUGGUGCGCGCAAACUUGAAAAUGCACUGCAUACCUUUGCAGAAAACCAUAGCUACUUUUGUGGACCCCAAGUCUGCUGCGGACUCUGCACUGAGGAACGGGUCUGCUGAUGGACAGCUCCCCUUCUUCUACAAGCGGCCGCUGUCCAAAGUUCUGAAAUUGGGCUUGACGAAAGCAAGCAGGAAAUCAAACCAAGUUGUGGUGGAAAUAGGAGAGGAUAUAGUGAGGACGGGAUGCGGGGGGCUGUCUGUGUACGAGGAGGCCCCGGUGCUCACCCUGGAAAUGGACCUCACAACUAUUCUGGAGUGGUGGCUCGGCGCAGAGGGGGGCCGGCUCAGGGUUCGGCUCAUGCCCGAGAAAAAGGCGCAGGUGCCCGGAAUAGAGGACCGCUACACGGCGGCCAUACGCGCUGCAGACCCCCGCCUAUUCCUUCAGAUAUCCUCCAGGGGUGAGCCAUUGGCUGGUAGACCUGCUGGCAUUCCUAGAGGGUACUGGAGCUUCUCCUGGGUAGCAGAGGACGACUUGAGCUUUCCCAACGACUCCGUGCCCAUGUCAGAUCACCGGUGCCCUGGCAGUAGCAGAACAUGUGACCAACACCAGGAGGGUAUCCCAGAGUUCACAUGGACCAUAGUAGCUGCGGGGGAUCUGCGAGAGGGAAGGAACGAGAGAAGUGAAAAGAAGGCAGGAAGCCCCCAGGGGUGGGAGGAAGGUCAGUUCCUUUGGGUCAACGGUUCAGCCUUUGGCGGCCCCUGGGUGCUUAGUCCUUGGCUGUGGGGGGGCCAGGGUCCCUGUAGCCUGGACAUGGCUGUGUUCCUCCACCCCAAGCAAAGUGGACAAUACACCACGUGGCUCAUAGAACGGGACAAAGCACCACUUGCUCUCUUCUCCUCCGACACACUGCCACACAUCACAGGCUGGGCAGUGGUCCACCUCACCCUGGGGACCCACGGAAGAUCACCAUUUCGGGUCUCGGCCAGCUAUGAUCAGCGGAUUCCACAGGAUGACAUGGCCACCAUUGAGCCCCACUUCACCACUAACUGCACCAUGGCUUCCUCCCCCGGCCCUAACGUCACACUGGAGGGCCAGUACCACUGUCACCAGGGACCUGGGAUCCCGCUGGACAAAUUGUGCGACUUCAGUACAGACUGUCCGCUCGGCGAUGACGAAAGCGACCUGUGUCGCCACUUUCUCAAUGGCAGCUACUGCUCUUUUGAGGAGGGCGAGUGCAGCUGGCAGUCAAUAACGGGCCGUGGUGCCUCCUGGAGAAGACUCCAGUCGCCAGCCAAGGCUACUAGACAGAGCUGCCCAUCAUCAGGUGCGACAUUCAGUGUGGAAGGAGGUCAGACCAAAGGCCAGCGUAGCUCUGCAAUACUGAGAAGUCCUCUCUUCCCCCCUCCUCUAAGAAACUCCCCAUGCACGGUGCGAUUCUGGCUGUGUUCUGGAGGCUUGCAGCGGGGGUCUUUGUCUGUGUGGAUAGCUGAGAACAAUACAGGCCCUGAGGUACAGCGCAGACUGUGGCAUUCAGCCAGCGAGCCAAAACCUGAACGGGGCUGGAAACUCGUCAUACUUCCCCUUUACGGGCUGGCAGACUGGUUUUGGCUGCAGUUCAGCACAGAAGAUGGACCUGGACCCGGUUCAGCCAUCUCUAUUGACAACAUCUCUUUCAGUAUGGACUGCUUCCUGGCAUCCAACGGUGAGUUUCCACCAGUGGUCACCAGCUCCACCAGGCUGCCGUUUAGACCAAAGACUACGCCCCCGUCUUUUGGAAGCCCUUUGAUGAACUUCCCCACCACAGAUCCCGCCAAAAAAUGGCUUUUUCAUACCUGUGGGGCUGCGGGCCCUGAAGGCCCAACUCCCACUCAGUGCCUCAACUCCUAUAGGAACAGCAACGUCAACGUGACAGUUGGCACCCGAGGGCCCUUCAAAGGCGUUCAAAUGUGGCGGGUCCCGGAAACUGGCACGUACAGGAUCACAGCCUACGGUGCAGCCGGCGGUCGAAGCGUGCUGGCCAUGAGCAGGUCACAUGGUGUCUACAUCACAGGAGACUUCCCGCUGAGGAAGGGCGAGCUGCUUUACAUCCUGGUGGGACAGAAAGGAGAGGACGCAUGUCCCAAUUCCAACGGCAUGCUGAAUAGGAUCUGCCAGGAACAGAGCGGCCCGAUGGCGAACAAAACCCAAGUGAAAGGGGGCGGCGGAGGAGGUGGCGGGGCUACGUAUGUGUUCAAGGUGGAGAAAGACAUGUAUAUCCCCCUCAUCAUCGGUGCUGGAGGAGGUGGCCGAGGCUACAGCAGCCUAUCAGAGACCCAGCUGGAGCAGAUGGACUAUGACCCCAGCCAACCGGGACGCAACGGGAAGUCAAACGCCGCAGGUGGAGGCGGAGGUUGGAACGACACCAUGCCUGUCAGUCAGGGUGGCAGGCCGCUGGUGCUCGGAGGCCAAGGAGGGCAGGCCUGUCAAAAGUUCUGGCAGACCCGCGGCGGCUUCGGGGGCGGCGGGGGUGGCUGUAUGUCCGGGGGCGCUGGCGGAGGCUACAGAGGUGGUAACACCUCCAUAGAUAACAACCCCAAACACGACGGUGACGAUGGCACGUCCUUCCUGGGUCCAGAGGGAGAUCCCUUCCUCUUCCCUCUGAAAGGUAUGGAGGGGGAUGGUGAGGUGCUCAUCAGUCCAGUGCAGAACUGCAGCCACUGUGAGAGUGGGGAAUGCCACGAGACUGAGGAUGGUGUCGUAUGCUACUGUGAUGAUGACCUGACCCUGGCACCAGACCGGGUGUCCUGCAUCAACGCUACAGAGGUGUCCCUGCUGCCUCCCCAGCCGUCUCUCUCCCACCUGGCGCUGGGUCUGUCUGUGGGCACCUCAGCCCUCAUCGCUGCCCUGCUGCUGGCUGUGUCUGGAGUCAUGAUAAUGUACAGACGGAAACACACAGAGCUGCAGUCUAUUCAGCUGGAGCUGCAGAGUCCAGACUGCAAGCUCAGUAAGCUGCGGGCGUCCACCAUCAUGACCGACUACAACCCCAACUACUGCUUCGCCGGUAAGACGGCAUCGGUCAACGACCUGAAGGAGGUGCCACGGCGUAAUAUCUCCCUCACCAGGGGUCUGGGUCAUGGUGCGUUCGGUGAAGUCUAUGAAGGGCUGGCAGUGGGGAUACCUGGUGAGCCGAGCCCACUGCAAGUGGCAGUCAAGACCCUUCCUGAGGUUUGCUCUGAGCAAGACGAAUUGGACUUCCUCAUGGAGGCUCUAAUCAUCAGUAAGUUCAGCCACCAGAACAUUGUGCAUUGUAUAGGAGUCAGUCUGCAGGCCAUGCCCAGGUUCAUCCUGCUGGAGCUGAUGGCUGGAGGAGAUCUCAAGUCUUUCCUGAGGGAGACCAGACCCCGGCUGGAGCACCCGUCCAGCCUGACCAUGGUAGACCUUCUCAAUGUGGCCAGAGACAUUGCCAAGGGCUGCCAGUAUCUGGAGGAGAACCAGUUUAUACACAGGGACAUAGCAGCUCGGAAUUGCCUACUGACCUGCAAAGGAUCGGGCCGCGUCGCCAAGAUUGGAGAUUUUGGGAUGGCUCGAGACAUUUACAGGGCAAGCUACUACAGGAAGGGGGGGCGUGCCAUGCUGCCAGUGAAGUGGAUGCCACCUGAAGCCUUCAUGGAGGGCAUCUUCACAUCCAAAACAGACACAUGGUCGUUUGGGGUUCUGCUGUGGGAGAUCUUCUCAUUGGGCUACAUGCCAUAUCCAAGUCGCAGUAAUCAGGAGGUGUUGGAGUUUGUAACCAACGGUGGGAGGAUGGACCCACCUAAAAACUGCCCUGGGCCAGUGUAUCGUAUAAUGACUCAGAGUUGGCAGCAUCAACCUGAAGACAGGCCUAACUUCUCAACUAUCCUGGAGAGAAUUGACUACUGCUUACAGGACCCUGACGUGGUGACCAUGCCUCUACCUGUAGAGUAUGGACCCAUCCCCGAAGAGGAGGAGCGUGUACCGACGCGCUCUGACGACCCCUCAGCUCCAACUGUGUUGGUGAAUGCCCAGGUGCCUGAUGGGGAGGUUCCGCAGCCACCCCCAUCCUAUCCUACAGAGGAGACCCGGAGAGGUGGGGAGCUCGCUGUCGUGACUAGCACAGCAUCAGAGGCCAAAGCACAGAUGUCGGCCCAGCCCCAGCCAUGCCUCCACCAGCACCAGCAGCCUCACACACAGACCUCCAUCACCAUGACAACCACCAACACAGUCACCUCCACAGCCACCUCUACACUCACUGCCAAGGGACCUCAUGUCACCACCCAGCCCAGUCCCGAGGGAGGCCACAUCAACCUGGCCUUCACCCAGGGCCACCCGCCAGAGAAGGAGGGUCACAGUGGGAAGAGCACCAGUCUCUGGAACCCGACAUAUGGCUCGUGGUUCCUGCAGCAGAGGAAGCAGCAGCAGCAGCAGCAGCAGCAGCAGAGGCAAGGAGGGGUGGGGGGAGCGGGAGGGAGCAGUGGCAGGGUGCCUGGCGAGGGGCAGGAGCAUGUGGGCCGGACUGUGGCUGAGGUGGCGGGAGCGCUGGGUCUCCAGCACCAGCACAAGCAGUUCCAGCAUCAGCUCCAGCAGCAGCAUCAGCUCCAGCAGCAGCACCAACUCCAGCUGCUGCACCAUCAGCAGCAGCAGCAGCAGGGUCUUUGCAGACCUCUGUUACCCCCACCACCACCUCCUGCUGCACAGUCACCUCUGCUUUUAGAUUCAGCCGCCUUGCCCCCGGUCCCCCUCUACAGACUGAGACGAUUCCCCUGUGGGAACAUCGGAUACGGGUACCAGGAGCAGGGCCUGCCCCUGGAGGCCGCCCACGGUAACCCCAACCCCCCUCCUCCACCCCCUAUACCACAGCAGGGCAUCUCCAUGUCCUCAGCAGCCCACCAGAGGGGGGCCUCAAUUCCCACCUCAGUGUCCCUGAGUCGGUCAGGUAUGUCUGAGGACAGCCGUCCACUUCUAGUCACCAUGGGGACAGUACAGGACCCCAGGCUGCCCAGGAUGGAGGGCCACAACGCCACCGUGCUUUAGCCCAAAUGCCUGUGCCACUGGUCUCUUUUUCAGGCCCUGUCUUUGGAGACUGUGUGUUCAGGACACAUAGCAGGCAACACUGUGUCAGGACAGAGACCGUUUUACACCACCCCCUACCAUCCCAUCAUUUUGGUUCCUUCCUCCAGUUCUCGCUGAAACGAAGCUGGAUGACUCCAUCAGGCUUUUCCCAUGAGAACCCUGGAGGUGUGUUUAAAUCCCCAACGGAUGCUAAAGCACAUCAGAGAACUAAAAAAAAAAGCUUUGGGAGGCAAAAUGAAGAGUAAAGGCUAGUUUUAAGAGUUUAAAAAAUGUAUUUUUUCUACACUGGAGGGAUUAUGAUUAUGAGAGAGAAUGCUGAGAAAGAAUCAAAUAGAGUUUAUGGCACAGGAGGACACGAGGACAACUUUCCAUCUGGCUGUGACCAAGAGCGUGCACAUUUGCCAUGUGUCCAUGGACAGCUGAGGAUGUCUCAUCUGUGAGAAUGGACUAUGAUGCGGAUUCAAAUCUUUAUAUUUUGCCAAACCUAAGACUUUAAGUCACAAACUUUGGUGACCAGUUUGACUGUAACAGCUGCAAAGGUUGUCUACAGCUGCAAGCCACAUGUGUCUGUUCUACUGCAGAACCCUCACACUGUUCCUUCUCCACAUCCUUUUGAAAACAACAGUGUGGUAAAUAACUUGACUAUUUUUCAAGGAUAUCACAGAAUCGGACACUGGAUUACCAGAGACAUUUAUACAAAAAAAAAGAGAAAAAAAAACACUGGGAAAAAUGUGUUUGUUGAUGUUUGCUUGCCUGCUUGUUUAUUUAUUCAUUUGUUUAUUUAUUAUUUGGAAGUGGCUCUAUAAAUUAUUCAUGAACAUGCUUCUUCAGAUCCAAACAGAUUCAUUUUACAUCAACCGGUUUUCACUUUAGGUUUUCUUUUGGUAAUACGGUAAGAAAAAAUGAGAGAUGGAACAAUCCCAAAAAAAAAUGAUGGACCUUGAGUUUCCUGAAUGGUUUGUUAUAACACUGAUACAGGAAAUCAGUCAUGGCCUUUACAGUGACCUUUAAGGUGUAGAAGUAAGUGGAUAAAUAGAGCAGUGACGCAGAUUAUUUGACUGAAGAAUUAAAAGGAUUAAAGGCGAGCCGCACUCAGCAACAUUUAAGAGUUCAACUUUUUACUGUUGCUGAAGAUUUGUAAUAAGCCGUUGCCCUGGGAACUAUUGAAAUCACUGCUCUGUGGACUCUCCUUUUGUUCACAACUCCAUUCUGUUAAAGGGGCGCUUUGAGACAGUGAAGUUGAGGCUUUUCUUUUCUUAUGGCUUUUUCAGUAACCUUUUAUCAAUUCAUUUCUUGUUAAAAAAUGUUUUUCCCUUUUUUUUGUCUGGAUAUAGAAACACAGUGGAUAUUGCUGAAUCAAUCUUAACCUUCAAAUUGCCAUCUCGAAGCACUCUACAUUCCUAAAUUUGCAUAUUUUAUCUUUUCUAUUAUAGGGUGACUGCUGCAGAAUACAAAUGAGUCCGAGUGAAAAGUUUGAAUACAAACUGCUUUCGCUCCACAUGUGAAUGAAAGCUGAGACCUGAGUCUGAGUCGUAUUCUGCUCAUUUCCACACACACGGUGUUUCACUGUCUGUUUGAAGUCUGCUUUUUUUCAGUUUCGGGACAGCUACAUACAGUAUGUCAUUGGGACGGCGCCAUGAGCGUGGCGGUGUUGAUAUUUAGGUGAAUGACGACAAUAUGUGUCAUUUUUUGAUGCUUUUUGCUUGACUGUAUUUGGCAAUCCUGUCAGUCCCUCUGCUGUAAAGCGAUGACGAGCUGUCGUGUGUGUCACAGCGCUCAGUGACUGAUUAAGACUAAUGCAUUCCUGUGGGCCAAGUCAAUGAGCAAGGUAAAUAUUGGCCAAUGACAAGUAUUUUGCUUUGUCCUCAGUACCUGUGUUACAGUAAAUGCAUUAAUUCUGUGUUCCCCUCACAGCUCAUGUCCAUUGUUUGAUGUAAAGACAAACUUAACUGCACCUGUAAAUGUUGUAAUUAUAAAGUAUUGUACUAUGGCUCUGGUAAAAGCUGUAAAUUGCCCUUCAGAAGACAUUCUCCAAAAUUAAUAAAUUACUA